AUGGAGAUCGACGACGUCCAGCUCGACCUUGAAUCGCUGAACUACGCGGCCACCCACGACGGUGGCGAGUUCGAGGACGACGGGUCCGCCGGCGUGGCGGCCAUCGACCCGGAGAUCGCCGGUGCCGGUGCCUCGGUGCCCUCCUUCCGCCCGCUGACGGCCGGGGAGAUCAGCGGCGGCAAGCGCGAGUCCCGCAAGAUCCCGGUCCCCGGGCAUCGCUUCACCCCGCUCAAGGACAACUGGAUGAAGAUUUACACCCCGCUGGUGGAGCACAUGAUGCUCCAGGUCCGGAUGAACCUGCGCAGCCGUCGCGUUGAGAUUCGCACCUGCGAGGCCACCAACGACCCGGGCGCCAUCCAGAAGGGCGCGGACUUCCUGCGUGCCUUCAUGCUCGGCUUCGACGUCGAGGACGCCAUGGCCCUCCUCCGUAUGGAUGACCUGUACAUUGAUAGCUUCGAGAUGAAGGAUGUCAAGACCCUCAACGGCGACCACCUCGGUCGCGCGGUCGGCCGUGUGGCCGGCCACGGCGGCCGCACCAAGUUCACCAUCGAGAACACCACCCGCACGCGCAUUGUCCUGGCCGAGACGCACAUCCACAUUCUCGGGACUUUCCAGAACAUCGCCGUUGCUCGCGAUGCCAUCGUCAGCCUGAUUCUCGGCUCGCCCCCGGGCAAGGUGUACAACCACCUGCGCGCCGUGUCCACCCGCCUGCAGGAGCGCUUCUAG
Molecule: messenger RNA, 726 nt
Organism: Fonticula alba
Lineage: Eukaryota; Rotosphaerida; Fonticulaceae
Product: ribosomal RNA assembly protein
Exons: 4
Coding region: 1-726 (241 amino acids)
Cellular component (GO): nucleolus
Molecular function (GO): RNA binding
Source: RefSeq, a predicted model, not a curated record